AUGGCGGAGAGCUGGCUGCGCCUCCCGGGGGCAGGGCCGGCGGAGGAGGCCGGGCCCGAGGGCGGCCUGGAGGAGUCGGACGCCCUGGAUGACAGCCUGACCAGCCUGCAGUGGCUGCAGGAAUUCUCCAUUCUCAACGCCAAGGCCCCCGCCCUGCCUCCGGGGGGCACCGACCCCCACGGCUACCACCAGGUGCCGGGCUCGGCGGCGCCGGGGUCCCCCCUCGCGGCCGACCCCGCCUGCCUGGGGCAGCCGCACACGCCGGGCAAGCCCACGGCCUCGUGCACGCCGCGGAGCGCGCCCCCGGGGCUGCAGGCCCCGCCCCCCGACGACGUGGACUACGCCACCAACCCGCACGUGAAGCCGCCCUACUCGUACGCCACGCUCAUCUGCAUGGCCAUGCAGGCCAGCAAGGCCACCAAGAUCACCCUGUCGGCCAUCUACAAGUGGAUCACCGACAACUUCUGCUACUUCCGCCACGCAGACCCCACCUGGCAGAACUCGAUCCGCCACAACCUGUCUCUGAACAAGUGCUUCAUCAAAGUCCCCCGGGAGAAAGACGAGCCGGGCAAGGGGGGCUUCUGGCGCAUCGACCCCCAGUAUGCCGAGCGGCUGCUGAGCGGGGCCUUCAAGAAGCGGCGGCUGCCCCCGGUCCACAUUCACCCGGCCUUCGCCCGCCAGGCCUCGCAGGAGCCCGGCGCCGUCCCCUGGGCCGCGCCGCUGGCCGUGAACACGGAGGCCCAGCAGCUGCUCCGGGAGUUCGAGGAGGCCACGGGGGAGGCGGGCUGGGGCGCGGGCGAGGGCAGGCUGGGGCAUAAGCGCAAGCAGCCGCUGCCCAAGCGGGUGGCCAAGGCCCCGCGGGCCCCCAGCACCCUGCUGCUGACGCAGGAGGAGCAGGGCGAGCUGGAGCCCCUUAAGGGCAGCUUCGACUGGGAAGCCAUCUUCGAGGCGGGCACUCUGGGCGGGGAGCUGGGCACGCUGGAGGCCCUGGAGCUGAGCCCGCCACUCAGCCCCGCCUCGCACGGGGACGUGGACCUCACCGUCCACGGCCGCCACAUCGACUGCCCCACCCCCUGGGGGCCCCCGGCAGAGCAGGCUGCCAACAGCCUGGACUUUGACGAGACCUUCCUGGCCACGUCCUUCCUGCAGCACCCAUGGGACGAGAGCGGCAGCGGCUGCCUGCCCCCAGAGCCCCUCUUCGAGGCUGGGGACGCCACGCUGGCCGCCGACCUGCAGGACUGGGCCAGCGUGGGUGCCUUCUUGUAA
This is a messenger RNA of Lepus europaeus (European hare), 1266 nucleotides long. It is a transcript of the gene FOXJ1, whose product is annotated as forkhead box J1. Gene Ontology annotation, biological process: regulation of DNA-templated transcription. Gene Ontology annotation, molecular function: DNA-binding transcription factor activity; sequence-specific DNA binding. The transcript has 2 exons. Bases 1 to 1266 code for a protein of 421 amino acids. The record is from RefSeq and is a predicted model, not a curated record. NCBI's taxonomy places the organism in Eukaryota, Metazoa, Chordata, Mammalia, Lagomorpha, Leporidae.